GCAGCUAGGAUGGCCGUGCCCUUGACCGACAGCGAGAAACGGAAGCAGAUCAGUGUGCGGGGCAUCGCCGGACUGGGCGACGUAGCCGAGGUGAGGAAGAGCUUUAACCGGCACCUCCACUUCACCCUGGUCAAGGACCGCAAUGUGGCCACUCCCCGAGACUACUUCUUCGCCCUGGCACACACGGUGCGCGACCACCUGGUGGGCCGCUGGAUCCGCACGCAGCAGUACUACUAUGAGAAGGACCCCAAGCGCAUUUAUUACCUUUCCCUGGAAUUCUACAUGGGCCGGACUCUACAGAACACAAUGGUGAAUCUGGGUCUUCAGAAUGCUUGUGAUGAAGCUAUUUAUCAGUUGGGAUUAGAUUUGGAAGAACUUGAAGAAAUAGAAGAAGAUGCAGGUCUUGGUAACGGAGGACUGGGGAGACUGGCAGCUUGUUUCCUGGAUUCAAUGGCCACAUUGGGACUGGCCGCCUAUGGUUAUGGAAUCCGUUAUGAAUUUGGCAUUUUUAAUCAAAAGAUUAUCAAUGGCUGGCAGGUUGAAGAAGCUGAUGAUUGGCUACGUUAUGGCAACCCCUGGGAAAAAGCUCGCCCUGAAUAUAUGCUUCCUGUGCAUUUCUAUGGCCGAGUGGAGCAUACUGCAGAUGGUGUGAAGUGGUUGGAUACUCAGGUGGUGCUUGCAAUGCCUUAUGAUACUCCAGUGCCAGGAUACAAAAAUAACACUGUUAACACGAUGAGGCUGUGGUCUGCUAAGGCACCCAAUGAUUUCAACCUUCAGGAAUUUAAUGUGGGGGACUAUAUUGAAGCUGUUCUGGAUAGAAACUUGGCUGAAAACAUCUCCAGAGUCCUGUACCCAAACGAUAAUUUCUUUGAAGGAAAGGAGCUCCGGCUGAAGCAAGAAUACUUUGUGGUGGCUGCUACUCUCCAAGACAUCAUUCGUCGCUUCAAAUCUUCCAAGUUUGGCUGCCGGGAUCCAGUGAGAACCUGUUUUGAAACUUUCCCAGACAAGGUUGCCAUUCAGCUCAAUGAUACCCACCCAGCACUCUCUAUUCCAGAACUCAUGAGAAUUCUAGUGGAUGUUGAAAAAGUGGAUUGGGAUAAGGCCUGGGAGAUCACCAAAAAGACAUGUGCCUACACCAACCACACUGUCCUGCCUGAGGCUCUGGAGCGGUGGCCUGUCUCCAUGUUUGAGAAGUUACUGCCCAGACACCUGGAGAUUAUCUAUGCUGUCAAUCAGAAGCACUUGGAUAAUGUAGCUGCCAUGUUUCCUGGGGAUGUAGAUCGGCUGAGGAGGAUGUCUGUGAUUGAGGAGGGAGACUGUAAGAGGAUUAACAUGGCCCACCUUUGUGUAAUUGGGUCCCAUGCUGUCAAUGGAGUAGCAAGAAUCCACUCAGAAAUUGUGAAGCAUUCUGUUUUUAAAGAUUUUUAUGAACUAGAGCCAGAAAAGUUCCAGAACAAGACAAAUGGCAUUACUCCCAGACGGUGGCUACUGUUGUGCAAUCCAGGUCUGGCAGAGGUCAUUGUGGAGAAAAUUGGAGAAGAUUUUCUCACUGAUUUAAGCCAACUGAAGAAGCUUUUGCCAUUGGUCAAUGAUGAAGCAUUCAUCAGAGAUGUGGCCAAAGUCAAACAGGAAAACAAAUUGAAGUUUUCUGCCUUCCUAGAGAAAGAAUACAAAGUGAAAAUUAAUCCCUCCUCAAUGUUUGAUGUGCAUGUGAAGAGAAUCCAUGAGUACAAAAGGCAGCUACUGAACUGCUUACAUAUCAUCACUCUGUACAACCGAAUAAGGAAAGACCCAAGCAAAUCCUUUGUUCCAAGGACUGUUAUGAUUGGGGGAAAGGCUGCUCCUGGCUAUCACAUGGCUAAGAUGAUCAUCAAGUUGGUUACAUCCAUUGGUGAUAUUGUGAAUCAAGAUCCAAUUGUAGGAGACCGACUUAAAGUGAUCUUCUUGGAGAAUUAUAGAGUGUCUUUCGCUGAAAAAGUGAUUCCUUCAGCUGACCUGUCAGAGCAAAUCUCCACUGCUGGCACAGAGGCCUCAGGAACAGGGAACAUGAAGUUUAUGCUGAAUGGCGCCCUCACUAUUGGGACCAUGGAUGGUGCCAAUGUGGAGAUGGCUGAAGAAGCCGGUGAAGAGAAUCUUUUCAUCUUUGGGAUGAGGGUGGAUGAUGUCGAAGCCUUGGACAAGAAAGGGUACAAUGCCAAGGAGUACUACGACCGCAUCCCGGAGCUGAAGCAAGUGAUGGACCAGAUCAGCAGUGGAUACUUCUCUCCUAAGGAUCCCGACUGCUUCAAGGAUGUCGUGAACAUGCUCAUGUAUCAUGACAGGUUUAAAGUGUUUGCUGACUACGAAGCCUAUAUUGAAUGCCAAGCAAAAGUGGACCAGUUAUAUAGGAAUCCCAAAGAGUGGACAAAGAAAGUCAUCAAGAAUAUCGCUUGCUCUGGGAAAUUUUCCAGUGAUAGAACAAUCACUGAAUAUGCCAGAGAGAUAUGGGGUGUUGAGCCCUCAGACGUGAAGAUCCCACCCCCCAACAUCCCCAGGGAGUAGCUUGUCCUGUCCAUGGGACACUGUUGGUCACAGCAGUCUCAUGGAUUCAAGAUGGAAGUGUUUCUGGCUUCUAGUUAACUUCGCACCUAACACAG
Gracilinanus agilis (Agile Gracile Mouse Opossum) is the source of this 2636-nucleotide messenger RNA. It is a transcript of the gene PYGB, whose product is annotated as glycogen phosphorylase B. The record is from RefSeq and is a predicted model, not a curated record. The transcript has 20 exons. Gene Ontology annotation, molecular function: pyridoxal phosphate binding; glycogen phosphorylase activity. NCBI's taxonomy places the organism in Eukaryota, Metazoa, Chordata, Mammalia, Didelphimorphia, Didelphidae. Gene Ontology annotation, biological process: glycogen catabolic process. Bases 10 to 2541 code for a protein of 843 amino acids. Gene Ontology annotation, cellular component: cytoplasm.